Lithohypha guttulata is the source of this 588-nucleotide messenger RNA. RefSeq lists its product as uncharacterized. The transcript has a single exon. NCBI's taxonomy places the organism in Eukaryota, Fungi, Ascomycota, Eurotiomycetes, Chaetothyriales, Trichomeriaceae. The record is from RefSeq and is a predicted model, not a curated record. Bases 1 to 588 code for a protein of 195 amino acids.
AUGCCUGCUCUUCCAGCCUCCGACCUUCGCAGCGAGGCCAAGGCCUACAGACGUGAUAAGACUCAUACCACUAAGUGGGCUCGAGGUGGUCGAAACGCACCGGGCAGAACCUGCACCCACAGUGCCUCUUUCCCUGGAUCCAAUUGCACCGAAUGCACUAUUACACGACCUCUUCCUCGAGACGGGGGCCGCAACAACAGCAGCCACUUCUGGCAUCGAGCUGAGCGAGCAAACGCACACGCCAAUGGCCACCGCCAGGGCAGCAUUGCUCGGAAAGUCCUUGACUACGAUGUCACCGAAGCUACAUUGAGCUCAGACACCGAUAGAAGUGACGAGGAUGUACCUGCCACCUCCGAGGCACCCAUUCCAGCAAGCGAAGUCAUGUACAGCUACGACGCCCCCAGUGGUCCUACUGCUGGUACCGAUGUCCUCAGCAACGCCGUUAUGCAGGCUGUCAAGAGAUACGAGAACAAACAGACGGAGCAGCUGGUGAAGAAUGAAUACAACCUGGUCGAUGGCAAGGAAGCUGAAGAUGCUGAUGACGAAGAUGAGUUUGAAAUUAUUGGUCAUGAAGAGUACCUCAACUAG